Molecule: messenger RNA, 1911 nt
Organism: Penicillium olsonii
Lineage: Eukaryota; Fungi; Ascomycota; Eurotiomycetes; Eurotiales; Aspergillaceae
Source: the annotation of a GenBank genome assembly
AUGGACCAUCGAUCGACUUAUAUGCAAUCUCAUGGCAUGUUUCGCUUGCUCCCUUGGCCCUCUGCGAUAGGAGGGAACAAGGUGAUGGAGGAAGUCAAGAUGCUGGCCCCGACCAACUGCAGCCUGAACACCCUGACCAUGACCAAGCGCAAACGGGCUGAUUCCACCGCCGAUGCGCCCGCGACAAAAUUGUGCACCGAAGCCUCUCGACCACGCCCGGUCAUCGCCGACCCCGUUCCGCUCACGCCCACGGCGUCCAACUCGUCAACCUCGUCAAAUCCCCCGGUCGCAUCGCGUCCGCCGGCGCAGGACGCCGGGGUGGUCCGACUUCGGGAAACCAUUUCCGCCCAAUUGAGCUUGGAAGUGCUCCUCAAGCACAACGAACUCCGUCUCAUCGACCAAGAGAUCGCCAAGUGUCAAGUCGCUCUGGAACAGCUGCGACGUUGUGGCGAAAUUCCCUUCCCGGGCUCCCACGCCGCCUCCGUGGACGUCAGCGCCGGCACCGGCGCGUCACUGCUGGCACCUGGAAAUGGUCCAGCCGUCUCGCCGGCGCCGUGGGGAGUCACGGACGGGCCCUACGCACGCCACUACUCCCGGUGGCUGCUACCGGAUCCGCGCUUCGAUGGCGACUCUGGGAUGUUGGCUGGCACUGUUCCGGAAGGUCGUUCGACGCGUGGAAACCCCGAUGUGACGAUGUUCGGCAGCACACGCCCUCAGCGCGGCUCAACGGGCGCGAAGCAUACGGCGCUUCCCAGCGGCUAUCCCAUGGUCAAGGAGAAGUCCGGUCCAAUGCUUAUUCGCCGCAAGUCGGAUGGAGUGUUGGUCAAACUGGUUUGUUUGGAUUGCCGACGCGACAACUUUUCCAGCACGCAAGGAUUCAUCAAUCACUGCCGCAUCGCGCACAAUCGAAACUUUGCGAGUCACGACGCAGCUGCCAUGGCGUGUGGUCAAUCGGUGGAAGUGGACGACUCUGGCCUGGUGGUCGGCGGUGCCGCAGAACCAACUGCCAACCCAACCACCCCCGGCUACGUGCACCCUCUAAUUCGCUCCGAUCUCGCUUCACCCACCAAAGCACUUCCUACUCCCACCAAGGAAGUUGUUACUCCCUGCAAACCCAUGGCGGCUACCGCCUCCGUCGCUACUCCCCCCGCCACCGAUCCCACCCGCCGACAAUCUGCCCCCGUCAAGCUGCCUCCCAACCCGAGCUUCUUGGCGUCUCCGGCCACUCCUCAUCUGUCCGCCCUUGUGAAAUCGCGAGGUUCCGGCCUGGAUAUGAGCAAGCUGGUACAAGAGUUCCAGCAGCCCGUGGACCUAGGUGCCUUCUCCGACGACGAGUUCGACACGGAUGACAGUCGCCCCCAGUACCAGGAUGUGGGCGCUCGUGCUGGGCGCCAGCCAAUGCGCAUGCCCGCUGGACAGGCCUCCGAGCCAGAGAGCCGAAAGGCCCUCGAUCGCGCCCAUCCACUGGAGCAGCCGACCCCCUCCCGGCCACACUCCUUCCUGGACAUUUCCCUCGCCAGCAAAGCUCAAGCUCUCAACUCCCACUCUGACCUGGACCAUGCCAACUUGAGUCCUCAUGCUGUCGAGUCCAAUCAGGCUCCCAGCUUGGUCAGCGAUGAUGAAGACGACUACGAAGCGGCCUCUGACUCGGACAGCCCUCCUUCCUCGGAGGCAGACGAAGAAGAGCAAGCCUUCCGCCAUAUACAAGUUGAAGAUGACGAGCGUGCCGCCGCUGCCCCUACCGCCGCCGAAGCCAAGCCAGGCCCUUCCCUCGCCAACCCUGCUCCUCAGCCCGGACCCCCGGUCCAACAGCUCAAGCGCUCGCGCUCUAAGAAGAUCUCGGGCAUGACGUUCGAUGAUGAACGUGUUGGCUAUGUCCACCCGGAUCAGACGCGCGACCGCAAACCCUGA